Silurus meridionalis is the source of this 1403-nucleotide messenger RNA. RefSeq names its product MID1 interacting protein 1b (gene mid1ip1b). The record is from RefSeq and is a predicted model, not a curated record. Gene Ontology annotation, biological process: regulation of lipid biosynthetic process. NCBI's taxonomy places the organism in Eukaryota, Metazoa, Chordata, Actinopteri, Siluriformes, Siluridae. The coding region runs from base 408 to 887 and encodes 159 amino acids. Gene Ontology annotation, cellular component: cytosol. The transcript has 2 exons.
AUUGGUCGAAAGUUGUGGGCUGAUGCCUGCUUCUUAUGAAUAUUCAUGAGGCCAUUGUGCGACGCUGAGGGAAAGCCGGAGACGCCGGGAUUUCAGCCGGUUCUGUCACCGAGCGGCUCACGUGCGGGUUCGCGCGCAAGAACGUCAGAAGGUCGGGGUUGUGUGUGUGUGUGUGUGUGUGUGUGUGUGCGUGUGCGCGCGCGCGCUGUCGGACACCGGAGAGACGCAGCGCUGGUGCGCGUGAACACCGGCGUCCUGCUGGAGGACACCGAAACCGUAGAGGAUAACGGGACUGAAUUUCCUCUGCUGUGUUUCCGGGACUGUAGUCAGUCCGGUGGUUAAGUCAGAACACCGCACCUUAUCCGCUUACCGGCGUUAGACACGCACGUGGCGUCUCGCGCGCAAGGAUGAUGCAAAUCUGCGACUCGUGCAACCAAAAGCACUCGUUAUUCAGCGCGAUGACGCGCUUCAUCGGCGCCGUGAACAACAUGGACCAGACGGUGAUGGUCCCCAGCCUGCUGCGGGACGUGCCCCUGGACGAUGAUGACGGCGGAGGCUGCGGCGACGCGGAGAUAAACGAUCGCCAGGCGACCGCCAACGCGAACGGCGUGCACCCGGUACCGGUCGCGUAUUACCGCACGGGCGACAUGUACGGCUACUACGUGCUGCUCAAGUCCAUCCGCAAUGACAUCGAGUGGGGCGUGCUGCCUGGGGACGAGCGCCGCAAGGAGCCCGCGCGCCUCGAGCCGGACACCGGGGACCUCGAGCAGCUCUUCCGCUUCCACCUCAAAGGUCUUCACGCAGUCCUCGGCGAGCUCACGCGCAAGGCCGACACGCUCACGGACCGCUACAAGCGCGAGAUCGGCAUCGGCGGCUGCGGGCUCUGACGUCAUCACCCUGCUCACGCGCACAGCCGUUAAUACGAGUAAUUAAUAUUAGUUUUAUUAAGAAUAUGUCGAGGAAAAGCCUCAAUAACUCGUAUUUCUACCGCACCUUAAUAUUAUUAUGAUGAUUACUUUCUUUUUUCUAAUGGACUACAUUGUUCAACUCGGGACGCCGCACGUGCUUAAUAAUGUAUAUGCAAAAAAAAAAUCAGCACGUGUGAAUCACGUGAGGACCCGAGCGGAAGUUCAUCCCAGUGCAAAGCUGCUCAUCAGCUCCUACAGCAGACCUUCAGUCAGUGAAGAGGAAUUUAAUGAUCAUUCUGUUCAGAAGAAUGCUGAAUGAUUCCUGGAGAUGCAGAAUGUAAACACACACACACACACACACACACACACACACACACACACACACACACACACACACACUCUGAUCAUGCGUGUAAUGUGUGUAAGGCUUGUCCUGGUUGUAGGGUUUUUUUCCAAUCAAAGGUUUUAAAAUAAAACAUUUUUUUUGUAAAUGUA